This is a messenger RNA of Triticum urartu, 1418 nucleotides long. RefSeq lists its product as uncharacterized. Lineage: Eukaryota; Viridiplantae; Streptophyta; Magnoliopsida; Poales; Poaceae. The record is from RefSeq and is a predicted model, not a curated record.
CAACCGAACACACCCCAAAAGCACCCAAAGGCUGGGAACAAGAGGAAAAAAAACGGUGAAGGUUUGAAGAACCCUAGAGGCCAUUGCCAUCUCCAUCGCCGUCUCCUGCGGAUACGGCUCCACGCUUCCAGAAGCUCGGAGUGCGCCCAUUCGAGCUACGAGGGAGAGGCAUGUGCUCCAGAUCUUUGCUCAAUGUUCUCGCCAAGAACUUCGAUGUUCUUGCAGGGCCUUUGGUUGCACUAGCUUAUCCUUUGUAUGCUUCAGUUAAGGCAAUUGAAACCAAAUCCUCUGUGGAUGAUCAGCAAUGGCUCACAUAUUGGGUGUUAUAUUCAUUAAUAACACUCUUCGAGCUGACAUUCACAUCAAUUAUUGAAUGGCUUCCCUUUUGGUCCUCCAUGAAGUUGAUCUUCAUUUCCUGGCUGGUCUUGCCCUACUUCAGUGGUGCAGCCUAUGUGUACCAAAAUUAUGUGAGGCCUGUGUUUGUUAGGAAUCAUAUGAUUAGCAUUUGGUAUGUCCCUCAGAAAAAGGGUCUUUUCUGUAAUUCAGACGACUUCCUCACAGCACUUGAUAAGUACAUUGAAGAAAAUGGACCUGAAGCACUGAAGAAAUUGGCAGACAAGGCUGGCAAGUCAUCUAGACAGUCUGGAAAAUUGUGGAAAGGGUUGAAAGAAUUAAAAUCGCUGAAGGAGUUUAAAAAAGCAAAGGCAUCAAAAGAUACAAAAGCCUCGAAGGCGUCAAAGGAUUCAAAAGAGCAGAAGAAGGCGCCGAAAUGCUCCGAAGAACCAAAAAAGGCACUGAAAGAUUCAAAAGAACUAAAGCGGUCAUUGGAAGACUGGAAAGAGCUGAAGAAAUCACUGAAAGAUCGAAAAGAGCCGGAGGCGAAAGAUUCAAAUGAACGUCAACCGAAGAUGAGCGACAAACGUGUGACAUUCGCGGAGGUGGAGGCUGAGAAAGAAUUCAAGGCCUCCAACAGUAACUGGCAUCCAACCUCCGAUUAUGGCAGCGCAUACCCUGAGCACUACUCAUGGAACCGCAGCUUUAUAAUCUUCGACGAUGAACAUAGUUACCGGAACUAGAUAGGUGAACCCUGAACUUUUCUGGAAACCUUAGAUUACACAUGUGUGCUCGCUGUUGUGUUUCUUGAACAGACCAGAUGCACCUGGCGUUGAUUUGGAAGGGGCGAAAGGCCCAUUUCGGCAUCAACCACGGGAAUGGAGAUCACCUGCUGCGUCUUUUGUGUGUUGAUCGUUAGUUCUGACCUGUCGCGUCGUGUAACAUAUUCUAUUAGUCCAGUGAUCGUUUGCAGGUACUAACUGUAGGUGUGUAGAUGUUGGUGGUGUUUUUGGAGCACAGAACCUUGUUAUUAUUAGCUGGAAGAAUCGAGGUGAUAUUAAAUCCGUUGUCAGGACUUGCAUUUU